GCUUUCGAGUUUCCAGCCCAGAACCAGAGUUGCCUUACCUUACCACUAAAAGGUGACCAUUAUGCAUCGCUCAGUUGAAGGAUUGGAUUCCACAUUUGACAUCUUUUUAUUAAUACAAAAAAAUAUAUUCAAUUUUGUUGCCACGAUUACAAAGUUUUAGUUUAUUAUUGGUGCUCAAUUUUCAACUCAUUAAAGGAAAUGCAUUAACAAAGGUGAUUAAGUUUUUCGCAUUUGAGCUGAGAACAGCUCAAAUCCAAUGGUACAUUUGAGUUGAAAUCUUCUCUCUAUAUAUAUUCUUCUUGCUGGUUGCAUAUUAUAAACUUGGCAUGUUCAAAGUUCAAACAAUGGAUGAUAAUAAAUUAAAAGCCAGAAAAAGCAAAAACAAUGUUGUUUCAUUAACCAGAAACAGUGCUAGUGCUUGCUUAGAUUACCAUAAGUUCCUUAGUUCAAUGCAUACUAGGAAAACAAAACUUAUCUGCAGUGGUUGCAAAAAAGAGCUUGUAGUACCCACAAAAACAAAUACUUACCGUUGCUAUGAAUGCAACAGUGUUAGCAAUUCCAUUUCAGGUUAUAAACAAUCAGGAGAAAACAAUGGAGGGGCCAAAUUGUUCAACCAAGAUCAACAACUACACAAUGCUAUCACAAACGUAGCUAAUUCAUUGUCCUUGUCGUCGUAUCCAACUACAACCGGUAACAAGCGCGCAGUUCUAUGUGGAGUUACUUACCGCAAAAGACGAUAUAAGCUAAGCGGAACCAUCAAUGAUGUUAUUAACAUGAAAUCUCUACUGGUUAAUAAUUUUGCAUUCCCAAUUCAAUCCAUACGUGUCCUCACAGAAGAACAGAAAGAUCCAAAUUUGUUUCCAACAAAGAGGAAUAUAAUGGAAUCUUUAAAGUGGCUGGUGAAGGACUGCAGGUCAGGAGACUCAUUGGUGUUCUACUUCUCCGGACAUGGUUUGCAACAAGCAGCACAACACAAAGAAGAUGAAACUGAUGGGCUUGACGAAACUAUUUGCCCUGUUGAUUUUAUUAGAGAAGGGAUGAUCACUGACAAUGAAAUCAAUUCUACCAUUGUCGGGCCACUUAAGAAAGGUGUUCGACUUCAUGCUAUUAUUGAUGCUUGUCAUAGUGGAACAUCUCUUGAUCUCAUGUAUGUUUAUAAAAAAGACAAUGGCAAUUGGAAAUGGGUGGAUAACAAACCCCCUGGCACAGAACCUGAUACUAAAUGUAAAAAUGGUGGACUGGCCAUUUGCUUCAGUGCUUGUGAAGAUGGCCAGAUGGCUGCUGAUACUGCAGCUUUUGGAGGAAAUGAGAUGAACGGUGUUAUGACCUAUCUUUUGACAAAAAUAAUUAGAGAAAAUUCUGGAAUCACAUAUGCUGGUUUGCUAGAAAAAUUGCACGAGGAAAUUGCGAAAAUUCACCGAAUCAAACACUUUAACGGGUUCUUGAGACACAUUUUUCACCGUAGAAUUGAGCAGGAUCCUCUCUUAUCAUCGUCGGAGAAAUUUGACGUUCAUACAAGAAUAUCAUUUUGAGCAUGCACGUCGGAACAAAACAAAGUCUUUGAAGGCUGAUUUGGGCCAUUACUUACGGAUUCCUGUUUCUUUCAAGUUCCAAGCCAUGCAAGAUGUACCUAAUUGACAUAUGGCCACUUGCUCAAUGUGAUGUACUCUGCAAACUCUAAAGCAGGAAAGUUGAAAGGGACACUUGGAAGCACUAUCAGCCCAUAUAUAUUACAUCAUUACACAAAGUAUUAAAAAAUUUAUUUAUAACACACUAUAUAUUUACAAAGACCAUAACUUACAUAAAGUUGAUUCUAAGUGCAUUUUGCCAGAGCUACAACUAACUGUAGUCUUCUGAGGAGUUUGAUAUCUAUUCAAAGUUGGUUUGUUCUAAUGUGACACAUAACGCAACAGGUAGGGGAGGUCUGUCCUGUUGGAAGAAAAAGACACGUGACCAUUGACGAGGUUUGGUUUUAAACUAACAAGGGAAGUACUGUUUUGUAUUGUAUUAUAUUGUAUUGCUGCAUUGUCUCAUUUCAUGUGUGUUGUCCAAACACUAGUUGUUCCUAAACAUUGAUGCGGAUUAAGUCAUUUGGGACAAUAAACUCCUCAUAUAGAUGUCUGUUCCUGUGCAUCAGUUAUCUAAAUCACAUUGUUGAGAUUUGUGUUCUAUUCUUGUCUGUUCUCUACUAUGAUAGAUCAAAUGUUAUAUGAGGUAUUGCUGAGAAGCUAUGUAGAUGAAUUUAUGUAUGCAUUACUUAAAUGGUGUAACUUUGUUUACGGUUAAUUUCGGCAACCAUGCUUCGAUUCAACACAAA
Messenger RNA from Cicer arietinum (chickpea), 2317 nucleotides. RefSeq names its product metacaspase-3-like. Gene Ontology annotation, biological process: proteolysis. The record is from RefSeq and is a predicted model, not a curated record. NCBI's taxonomy places the organism in Eukaryota, Viridiplantae, Streptophyta, Magnoliopsida, Fabales, Fabaceae. Gene Ontology annotation, molecular function: cysteine-type endopeptidase activity. Gene Ontology annotation, cellular component: cytoplasm.